Molecule: messenger RNA, 1251 nt
Organism: Linum trigynum
Lineage: Eukaryota; Viridiplantae; Streptophyta; Magnoliopsida; Malpighiales; Linaceae
Source: the annotation of a GenBank genome assembly
AUGGCGGCGGAGAAUUGGGUGAGGAUGGUGACGGCGCAAACGCCCACCAACAUUGCUGUGAUCAAGUACUGGGGAAAGAGGGAUGAUAACUUGAUUUUGCCCGUCAAUGACAGCAUCAGUGUCACUUUGGAUCCGGCCCAUCUCUGUACUACCACCACUGUUGCCGUCAGCCCCAGCUUUGAUCAGGAUCGGAUGUGGCUCAAUGGCAAGGAGGUUUCCCUUUCCGGAGCCCGAUAUCAGAAUUGUUUACGAGAAAUUCGUGCCCGGGCUUGUGAUGUUGAGGAUGAGGAAAAGGGUGUAAAGAUAGCAAAGAAGGAUUGGGAAAAUUUGCAUGUCCACAUUGCUUCCUAUAACAACUUCCCAACUGCUGCUGGAUUAGCUUCAUCUGCAGCAGGCUUUGCAUGCCUUGUUUUUUCCCUUGCAAAGCUAAUGAACGCAAAAGAAGAUAAUAGUGAUCUCUCUGCCAUUGCUAGGCAAGGUUCUGGGAGUGCAUGUCGCAGUUUAUUUGGUGGAUUUGUGAAGUGGAUCAUGGGAGAGGCUAAGGAUGGGCAUGACAGCCUUGCUGUUCAGCUAGAAGAUGAGAAACACUGGGAUGAACUUGUUAUUAUUAUUGCUGUGGUAAGUUCACGGCAGAAAGAAACAAGCAGCACUUCAGGAAUGCGGGAAAGUGUUGAUACUAGUUUACUUUUGCAGCAUAGAGCUAAGGAAAUUGUACCAAAAAGGAUUGUCCGAAUGGAGGAGGCCCUAAAAACCAAGGAUUUUGGCUCUUUCACUGAACUAACCUGUGCUGAUAGCAAUCAGUUCCAUGCAGUCUGCCUGGACACCUCUCCCCCAAUAUUCUACAUGAAUGAUACAUCCCACAGGUUAAUUAGCUGCGUUGAGAAAUGGAACAGAUCUGAAGGAACACCUCAGGUAGCUUACACCUUUGAUGCUGGUCCAAAUGCUGUCCUCAUUGCACGCAAUAGAAAGGCUGCUGCUCAGCUCAUGCAAAAGCUGCUUUUCUACUUCCCUCCUAACUCUGAUGCAGACCUGAAUAAUUAUGUGAUUGGAGACAAGUCAAUUCUUAAGGAUGCCGGGAUUGAAGGGAUAAAGGACAUCGAAGCCCUGCCACCGCCUCAAGAAAACAAGGAUGCUCUGAGAUACAAAGAUGGUGUUAGCUACUUCAUCUGCACGAGACCCGGCAGAGGACCUGUGUUGCUCUCCGACGAAACUCAGGCUCUUCUGGACCCGCAAACUGGGCUUCCCAAAUAA